Symbiodinium sp. CCMP2456 is the source of this 954-nucleotide messenger RNA. NCBI's taxonomy places the organism in Eukaryota, Dinophyceae, Suessiales, Symbiodiniaceae. The record is from the annotation of a GenBank genome assembly.
AUGAAAGCAGCUGCAGCACUGGCGAAUGCCUACGGCGAUGCGGCGGAUUUCGGCAAUUUACCUGCGCCAAGGUCGCGGCUGCGCGACGGGAGUGGCUUUGACACCUACUUGGGAGCGCCGGUGGUCCGCUCGCAGCGACGAGGGACAGCACGAGGUGCGAGUUUCCUUGGCCUCCUUCGCUCCAGUUUCGACGAGGUGAAGGCGUCGCCGGGUGAAGAGCCGGCACCCGCUCCAGGCGAAGAGAAGGAGACCCUGAAGGAGGCCGAGAGGCACUUUGUCGUUUGCAAGCACAAGCUGCCACCGGGGGAGCCGAGAGCCUGUGAGAUGGCGACCUUCGAAGCCUGCGAGGAUAAGUGCAAGGAGCACUUUACGGGUGACCCCUUCUGCAACUCGACGGAUGGCCUCGAUGGGGGAGUCGUAAAUCAGUGGUCCUUCAGUCAGAGGGGCUUGCCUGCGUGUGCGCUUUGGAAGAUUCAGUCUGAUGGUUGUGAUGACGAGCUGCAUGAGAAGCACAAGAUCAAGGAGCACCGGCUGACUCAGAAGGAUUGGAAUGGAUCCUGGCCACAGGCAGCCCGCUUCUGUGAGCAGCAAGGAAUGAGGCUGCCCGAAUGGGGGGAGAUUUGCCCAAAGGGCCGCGGUAACAUGUCGGUGGUUCCGCAGCUGGGCAGGGACAUGUGGGCCCCAGUGAAGAACUCUGGCGCCACAAACAAGACCAUCCAAUGGGCGCAGGUGGGCCUCCGCAUGGACGGUGACAUCUGCAAGCUCAUCACGGAUUUUCCAGGACACACGGAGAACUUCCAAGGCUGGGGCGAGGUGCGGCCCUACACAGAAUACGUCUACUGCAGGACCAAGGAGGCACUCCUCAAGGAGGAGGAGGAGAAGUCAGGCGUCCGGGCCCGCUGCCCAUGGUUCGCCGUGAUCGCUCUUUUCCUGGGCUGCGUGAGCAUGGUGUGA